Lineus longissimus is the source of this 4851-nucleotide messenger RNA. RefSeq names its product DNA repair protein REV1-like. The coding region runs from base 60 to 4196 and encodes 1378 amino acids. Gene Ontology annotation, cellular component: nucleus. Gene Ontology annotation, biological process: error-prone translesion synthesis; error-free translesion synthesis. Lineage: Eukaryota; Metazoa; Nemertea; Pilidiophora; Heteronemertea; Lineidae. Gene Ontology annotation, molecular function: DNA-directed DNA polymerase activity; damaged DNA binding; deoxycytidyl transferase activity. The transcript has 20 exons. The record is from RefSeq and is a predicted model, not a curated record.
CAGAAAGUUGUGAAAGAUGUGUGAAACUCCUGUCAAAACUUGCAAUAAAACCUUGUAAAAUGUCUUCAAGAAGACGUGGAAAAGGAAAGAGAAACCAUGAAGGCGACAAAAAUGGCUGGGGGCAAUUCGGUGGUUACAUGAAUGCCAAGAUCCAGAAGUUACAAGAUCAGUUCUCUGGGAGGCGCGAGCGGGAACAAGAGAAGGAUGGGACGUCAUCAACGAUAUUCAAUGGAGUCGCAAUCUUUGUCAAUGGAUACACGGAUCCAAAUGUUGACGAACUGAAGCGUUUGAUGAUGGUCCACGGUGGAGUGUUCAGGAAUUACUACAGUCGUACGAGCGUGACUCACAUCAUUGCGAGUAACCUUCCCGAUAGUAAGAUCAAGGACUUGAAGGACAAGAAGGUGGUCAAGCCUCAAUGGAUCACAGACAGUAUCAAAGCAGAAAAGCUCCUCCCAUACCAAAGUUACGUUCUGUACUCCGGUCAUUCGACUAAACAAAGGGGACUGAACUUCACGUUUUCUGACAACGGAGAUCACACAUCCACAAACUCGUCUGGUAUCUCAACCAGGAGUCGGUCGAGUGUGAGUCGGGAGUCGAGUGUUGCCUCAGCAAGACUUUCUGCCGUCUCGACACAGAGCAGCAGGCUACGGCUAAAUAAGAAUGAUAAGGUAGAGAUGGAAACAGGAGCUAUGCAGCCUUGGGUUAAUUCACCAAAGGUUUCUGGGCAGAGUACGGGGAGGCUUAGUCUAAAACGCAAUAGUGACAAUAAGAAGUAUUACGGUUCUGAGGUUGCUUCUGAUACAAAGGAAUCAGACUCUUCAUCAAGACCAGAUCGUAUCCCCACUGAUGGAGAGCACUCUGGUGACGAGGACAAACCUGUGACGCGUUCGGAUAGAUUAACAUCUGAUAAGUUUGUGAUCGGUGCUGAAAGUGAUGGAAAAGACAAAGGUGAUGUUGAGGUAGCAAUGGAUGAAACUGUAGAUUCAACAGUGGAAGGGAUUCACUUGGAUGUGAGGUGCCACGGACGGCUGGAAAAACCUAAUAAUGCUGUAAACAUGAACAUUGAUAUUCAUCAGAAUGAACAAACUUCUAACCCUGGAUGUUUUCAGUCUGUGCAAGCUUCUAAUACAAGAAGUGUUGAACCUAACUCUGCUCGGAUUCGAAACAGAGAUGCAAGUGUUUCUGAGGAAAAUGUCACACAUCAGUUCCCACCAAGUGAUAAAGCUACAACCCACAGGAAUCUACCAAUGUCUGAAUCUUCAAACACUGCCACGGCUAAUCAGUCAUCAGUGUCUUCAAGAACUGAGAUGUCCACCAAGAAAAGUCUGACCAGCGCCACGGUGAAAUCCCACAACUCAUCCUAUGGUUCAAGGUCGGCAAAAGAUCCUAAUUUCCUCACAGAAUUUUAUGCCAAUUCUCGGUUACAUUAUCUGUCCACGUGGGGCGCCGAGUGUCGUCAGUACGUUAAUAAGUUGCAGAGUGAAGGAUUGGGACUGUUUCCUGGGCGUGAGAACCUGAAGAGAUUCGUGGAGGAGAAGAGGCCGUCUCGUGUGGUGGAUCCGGAUGAGCUCAACGAUGGUCCUCGAUGUUGGACAGUUCCACGGACGAUAAUGCACAUUGAUAUGGAUUGUUUCUUUGUGUCUGUUGGCUUACAGAAGAGACCAGAGUUGAAGGGUAAGGCAGUAGCAGUGACUCAUUCCAAGGGGAAAGGAGAGCUGAGCGGCAAGACGAGGAAAGUGGACAUGGAAAAGGAACGUGAUCUCUGGAUGAAAAAAAAAUUUGAACGACGGAAAAAAGGUACUCAGUCCUCAGUAACUCUAAACAACAGUGAUGCGGAUGAUGACUUUGAUGAUGAAGAAAGUGGUGACAUUGAGGCUGAAUCGGCCGCCGACAUCUCAGACAAAAUGAUGUCGUCCAAGGAGGUUGCAACGGCUGGGAACGAGGUCUAUUCGAUGGCUGAGAUUGCCUCGUGUAGCUAUGAAGCGAGAAAGGCUGGUGUCCGCAAUGGAAUGUUCGUCGGCAAUGCUCUCAAACUUUGCCCCGACCUGGUGACCAUCCCAUAUGACUUUGAGGCCUACAAAGCUACCUCACAGCACCUAUACAAUACUAUUGCUAGCUACACCCACGACAUCGAAGCUGUCAGCUGCGACGAGCUGUUCGUCGACUGCACCGAGUUACUCUCGACCACUGGCGCCACUCCUCUGGAAUUUGCUGCGUUCGUUCGCGAUGAGAUUGAAGAGAAGACGGGAUGUACGGCGUCUGCUGGUUUAGGUUCUAACAUCUUGUUAACGCGGUUGGCCACCAGGGUUGCUAAACCCAAUGGGCAGUACCACCUACAGGCCGGCGAGGAACAGAUAUUCAUCGCAAAACAGAUCGUCAGAGAUUUACCAGGAGUUGGCUGGUCCACAUCUCAACGACUUGAAGCCAUGAAAGUGAAGACCUGUGCUGAUCUCCAGGCUCUCUCCAUGAGCGCCCUCCAACAGGAGUUUGGGCCCAAGACUGGUGCCUCCCUCUAUAAGUACUGCCGAGGACAGGAUGAUCGUCCAAUCAAAAUGGAGAAGGAGCGAAAGUCGGUGUCUGCGGAAGUGAAUUAUGGGAUACGUUUCAAGGAGAACAAGGAUAUGUCAACGUUCAUUGAUGGCCUCUCCAAGGAAGUGGAGAAGCGCCUCGAUGCCAUCUGUGUCAAAGGUCGCACGAUUACACUCAAGCUGAAAGUCCGCAGUAAGGGGGCGCCAGUGGAGACAUCAAAGUUCAUGGGUCACGGUGUUGUUGACAACUUCAGCAAGUCAGUAACACUCCCGGUGGCCACCAAUAAUCCUAACAUCAUUGCCGCUGAGUGUAUGAGCUUGUUCCGGGCUCUCAAGGCUCCGGUCACAGAUCUCAGGGGGAUUGGAAUCCAAGUGCAGCGUCUUGAACCGAUCAGCAAGAAAAGUGAGAAGCAGGCAAGACAGAAUAUAUUGAACUUCUUGGCUCCGAAGUCAAAAACGACAUCGCCCAGCGCUGCAUCCAAUUCAUCCUUCACAGCUCCGUCAUCAUCAACGUCAAAACUGGUGCCGUCUGCAUCUGAUGAGGUUAAAACAAACACUGUUCCAUCAGACUCUCAUAUUGGAGGUGCAGCAGAUAAUGUUGAGGCAGAGCGGAAUAGGAAAGAACUGGCUGUGUCUAGUUUGCCACCACUGCCCUCGAUGUCACCUGUCAUGCAGGGACCGUCACGUUCCAGCCUGGCGACUCCAGAGAGGUCAUUGAGUGCAUCACCAACGUGCUACUUCCCUUCACCAUCUCAGAUUGACCCUGCCGUGUUGAGAGAGCUUCCCCCAGACAUCCAGGCUCAGAUCACGUCUGAAAUGAAAGCUUACAAGAGGAAGAAGGAGAGCACGAAGCAGACGGCAGGUGGCUCACAGGAAGCUGGUUGUUCCCACUGGGAGUCUGACCCAACAGUGCCAAUGGAUGAUGAGCCAGCAUCCAGAGAAAUCUCAAGUAGUCCGAUCGUGGAGCUGCCAUCCUUUUCUCAGGUGGAUCAGAGUUGUUUCAAUGCCCUCCCUGGUGACAUCCAGGCAGAACUCGUGGGGGCAUACGCUGCUGAGAAAAACAAAGCUACUCAUGUUGUCACGAGACAAAAGCAGGACUCGAUCGUACAGGAUAUAAACAAAACCAGACCUGUCCAGCUGGUGUGGAAACACGGAGCAGAGAAGUCACCAUCAAAAUCACCCAAGAAGAAAUCGCCACAAAAGAAGAGCCCCUCCCCCAAGAAAGGAAGUCCUAAGUUCAAGGUGCCACGAGGUCGAGCUGUGUCAAAGAGACAGGCCAAGAGGUUGGAUUUCACAGAGAACGACAGCGAGGACCAAGAUGUUGCUGAGAUUAGGCCCACCCCUAUUGAUAAAAACAAAGAGGUCGUUAAAGAAGAGGUGAACUUGUGUGGUGCUGUCCGUCUGUCUGAGGUCAAGGUCAUAGUGAAAGAGUGGAUCCAAUCGUGUGAAGAUCCAGAAUUUGAGGACAUUGAGAGAUUCAAUCACUAUUUGCAAAACCUUGCCAAGGAUAAGAAUCUGGAACGCGUUGACUUGCUGCUCAAGUUUCUGAAACGGACUCUUGGCAAGGUGAGCUCCCCUGGAUGGACUCGAGCCUUACAUGACAUCCACAAUGACAUCCAAGUUUGUGUCAAGGACAUCUAUGGGUGUGAACUUAGGAUUGAAUUGUAACAAACUCAGGAUUGAAUCGUAACGACAUUAAGGAUCUGAUGAUGAAUUUCUUGUGAACUUCCAUGUAGGAUCACUCCUGCAUGGAGGAAAAGUUGGUGCCGAUUGAUCACUAUGAUACUGAUGUCUUCCUGCAUGCCAACUUCAGUAACAGUUGCCCGUAUUUGAACAGUGAUGGCGUGUCUGCACAAUACUUCUCUCCUGGUGGCCCAUAUACAGCUUCUGUGAGUAGCACUGUCUGCAACAAUGUUGUCAUAACUCAAAUUGACUACCUUUUCUAUCUAAAAUGGAAAUCUAUUUGUACCUUUUUUUAUUGUUUAUACAUGUAAUAUGCAAUAGUUUAUGUCAACAAAAGGAGAAUAUGAUGAUGAGAGAGAUGAGACGGUCACAGCCAGGCCGAAUCAGUCCUGGCUGCUCCACCGUGUUGCCAACAUGGUGAGAGAGAUGAGACAGUCACAGCCAGGCCGAACCAGACCUUGCUGCUCCACCGUGUUGUCAACAUGAUGAGAGAGAUGAGACAGUCACAGCCAGGCCGAAUCAGUCCUGGCUGCUCUACCAUGUUGUAACACUGUCUCACCAACACUGUGAGAGAGAUGAGACAGUCAAAACCAGACUGUUAUAAACUCAAAAGGUCAUAAAUUUGUUGAUAAAAAUAUUU